This is a messenger RNA of Funneliformis mosseae, 879 nucleotides long. Lineage: Eukaryota; Fungi; Glomeromycota; Glomeromycetes; Glomerales; Glomeraceae. The record is from the annotation of a GenBank genome assembly.
AUGGAUAUAUCUCGGUCCAAAAAUGUACAUACAACAACUACAAUUGAGAAUGUUGAAGAACUUGUUCCACCAGCAUUUUCAUUAUGUAGCAAUGAUAUUGAUUUUAUAUUUGACUGUAAUGCCUAUGGUGAAGACUUGGCAAAUUGUAAAAAUUUAGUGAGAAAGGUCGAUGUUUCUAAUGAUGCGACUUAUAAUUCAUGGUUUACCAAAUGUGAUGUCUUUCAAACUACGAAACCAAUGCUUUUCUCCUCAUCAAAAAGACAACCGAAAGAUUGGUCAUCUCAUCAUUCUCCUUUCUUCAUCAAAUAUUUGUUUCGCAAUGAAUCUUCUUCACCGUCAUCAAAAAUUUCUUUCAUGUUAUGGAAUCCAUACGAUUUACUUAAUGACGCUGUAUUAUCCACCGAAGCAACUCCACAAAUCCUAAAUCCAUAUCGAAUAAUAAAUAUGGAUGCUAUGAGAGAAAGAGUUUACUCAUUUUAUUGGAGAAAGUACAUCUUUCUUAAUGGAACAGAGAAAUUUAAUUUGGAUUUUCAACUUGAACUCGAUGCAUCUACAAUUACAUCCACCCCUCCAAUUGGAUUGGUGCAUUUUAAACCCGCUUCAUUCAGUAUGGAAAUCAUUCGUGAACACUCUUGCUUUCCCACUUUCUCGGUAUUCACCAUGUUGAUCGUUCUUUUAGCCGUCUUCAACAUUUAUUGGGGAUUAUUUAGUGGUAAAGGAAAGUAUAAAACUUGGGGUCUCGCUCAUGUCUUUACUAGUUAUUAUCCUCAACAGCAUAUACUUCCGAUGGAAGACACUCAAGCAUUAAAACCUACUGCUGACGAUGUUCUAAGAGUUUAUCUUCAUGGCUUAGAUAGAGCCGAAUUCGAGAAAAGGUAA